Ramularia collo-cygni is the source of this 1278-nucleotide messenger RNA. RefSeq lists its product as uncharacterized. Lineage: Eukaryota; Fungi; Ascomycota; Dothideomycetes; Mycosphaerellales; Mycosphaerellaceae. The record is from RefSeq and is a predicted model, not a curated record. Gene Ontology annotation, cellular component: nucleus; 90S preribosome. Gene Ontology annotation, biological process: maturation of SSU-rRNA. The transcript has a single exon. Bases 1 to 1278 code for a protein of 425 amino acids.
AUGUCCAAACGAAAACGCGACGACAACCUAGAAGAUGGAGACGCGAAACCCAGGAAGGAUUUCCGCAAACUGCGACAAAUUGUGGGCGCAUUCAACGAGAGCGCCGAGCAGCUCGCCAAAGCAUUCAAAGCAGCCAAAGGACCGGAGAGACAAAAGUUAGGACGAAGGAAAAAGACGGCGACCGCGCAGAAGGAUGUGAAAGAGGCGGAGAGAAUAGAUGCAGAGGUCGCAGCGCUGAAGACACUGGAUGCCUUGACCGCCGCGCAGCAUUUCCUCGCCAAAUCGUUGAUGAAGAUCAAAGCGGUCGCUACCUCUCUGGAAUUACCGAGCGAGAUUCGAACGCCGAAAUCUCUGCCCAUGGAGGCGCCUGCUUUGAAUGUGAAUGCGCGAUUGUGUAAUGCUGCUGGGGUGAAGGCGGUCUUUCCGGCAUUAUGUGCGAAUGUCAAGCGCGAGUUUGGGAUUGUGGACAAGGUAGGGGCACCGGUCAAGAAGAAGAGGUUGCGAGCAAAGGACUAUGAGGAUGCGGAGAAAUCUGGGAAGCGACUGGCUGUGAAGGAGGCGGAAGAUGUGGAGGAGGAGGAUAUGGAUGCCAUGGCAGAGAGCGACGAGCAUUCGGACGAUGAGAUGGACAUUCACCGUGGACGACUGGCGGCAUCAGACGAUGAAGACAGCGACGACUAUGGUAUGGGAGAGACAUCGGACUUGGAAGAGCUGGAGCGAAGGCUGGAGAACGAGGGGUUUGCCAGGAAAACCUCGAAGUAUUCAAAGCGCAACGAACGGGCAGCAGAUCUAUCCCAGUCAGACGACGAGUCUGAGUCUGAGCCACCCAAGAAAAAGUCGACCACAGCAGUGGCGACCGCCAAGAAAUCCGCUUUCCUCCCUUCACUGACAAUGGGAGGCUACAUCUCCGGUUCCGGAUCAGAUCUGGACUCGGACAUGGACGUUGCUCCCGCCAGAAAGAAUCGUCGCGGACAGCGCGCUCGCCAGGCCAUUUGGGAAAAAAAGUAUGGUGCGGGAGCAAAACACGUAAAAUCCAAACCUCCCCCGGACGCACGCACAGGCUGGGACGCAAAACGUGGUGCCGUGGAGCAGAAACCACAUCGGUUUGCUAAUGCUGCUAAUGCCGCUCCGCYUGGACCGAGAAAGGGCGAGAAGAAGGAGCCAAAGAAGCGGGAUGAUAGCGGACCACUGCAUCCCAGUUGGCUGGCGGCGAAGGCCGCAAAGGAGAAGAAGGCCAUUCCGGUCGUCUUCAGUGGGAAGAAGAUUAGUUUCGACUGA